Messenger RNA from Porites lobata, 5237 nucleotides. Lineage: Eukaryota; Metazoa; Cnidaria; Anthozoa; Scleractinia; Poritidae. The record is from the annotation of a GenBank genome assembly.
AUGGGGUUAAUUAUAGCUUCAAACCACCAUCAUGGGACCUACACAUGCCGCGCCCACAACCUGUUUGGCACCUCCACACAAGAUAUCAGCAUCAUGAUAAAACGUAAGUAAAGAUUUGCCGUUUAUAAUUAUUUUGUUAGAAGCGUGGAACGAACAAGUUUUCUUAAGAAGAAGAGAGAAUAAAUGAACUUUGUGUUAGACCGUUCAGCAGAAACUAAUGCCAUUCUCUCAGCAUAACGUAACAGACGAGUACAGCUCCUUAUCCUAAACUAGAGAGGAGGGUUGUUGAUGUCCAGAGACUAGCUUCUUAAAUUAUGACUGUUUUUAAAAGGGCCCAUGUUAUAUCUAUUCCAUCUUUUAAAAAAGCUAAAAUGUGCCUUCAUAUCAGUUGCAUUACAAAAAUAAUGGCCCAGUUUUGCCAUUUAAAACUAUAUUUAGGUAGGGAAACUGUUUCCUGUUGUCUUUUGCAAAGGAUGGCAAGGAUCAGCAAUGGAUUGAAACAUGGCCGAAAACUUAGCCCAACCUUUUUCAAGCUUUAAUGUUAUGCAGGUAAAAAAGCAGCAAUUAAAGGAGCUGUGUCUCGAAAUUCAGCCAAAUUAGGAAAUUACAAAAUGCCCUUUAAAUUAAGAGAAACAUAAAAAUAACCGCUUAUAACUUUAAAGGAAGGUUAAAAUAACAUAACAGAAACAACAGAUGCCACGGAUGGGCAAAACUGAAGAAGGCUGAAACGGAUUGAAAUUAGGGUUUUUGAAAACUGUUCAGCCUAACUGUUUUUCAAAGUUGAUGCCUGCUACUUGCAACUUCAAAAAUAAUGCUCAGGAGACAUAUUUUUUUGUCUCAGAUCUCUGAUUUUGUCAUUUACAUGAGAUUUCUUUGCUUUCUUUAAGUUCCGUAGCGAUUGAGGGCGAGUAAUUGACAAAAUUAAACAAAAUGAACUGGACUGCCGUGAAACAGCCCCUUUAAAAAUAUCAAGGUUAACACUGCUCUCUGGUUAAAUGGGUCUAAGUAAUGACAUCAGCACGGAAUUAGCAUAGAACAGCAAUACCCUCGUGACAUAGUCCGAUCUCUUUAAGACGAGAAGGAAAAGGGGGAGUGCUGGCGUUGUAAAGAUACACGAUUUUCUUAUCUGAUUAAUUUCUUGGUAGUGGUAACAGAAGAAAUCUUCCUACCCAAUGAUAUGGACCAGUUUGCUGCUGUAGCAUUGGAAGGCAAGAAUACCACAUUAGAAUGCACUUGCCAACCGAACAAAUGUAAUGAGGACAGUGCUUAUGUUUACUGGAAAUUCAAAAAUCAUUACGUGAAUCAAUCAGCAAGGACCAUGGUAUCUAAGAGAGGUCUGGACAACGGCCCGGUUAAGAUUGUGCUGACCAUACUCAACCUUUCGAAGGAUGACGAGGGGGAAUACUUGUGUGGAAUAAACACCACUCAGGGAUUUGCAGAAAAGCAAUCAAAGCUGCACGUCUUAAAAAAAGGUAGGAUAUUUUUCUUUAUAUUACAAAAAUAAAAUAAAAUAAUGAUUUUAUCUAAAAACUAUUUUUUCAAAAACUUCUUUUGCGCCUCGAUGCAGGGUCUUUACCUUGUUAGUCCCUAAAAAGAACUUUUGCUUAGUUGGUCCCCAUAAAUUAUGUAAGACGUUUCUUUAAUCUUGGCAAAAGCUCACAAUUGUGGUAAUAUUUUUGGAUGAAGUCAAUGUGCGGUACCAAAUAGAUAUUUUACGUAUAUAUGAUCAUACUACGACUAUCGGUUUUAUUUUUCUGAUAAAUGGUAUGAUUAACAAGUAAAUCAAUCACGGUUAGAUCUCACUCACAAAAGUUUAAAUCUCUUCGCAGGUUCUUUCCCUUCCGUUCUGCCAAAGAACGUUUCUGUAAAGCUUCAUACUUCUGCGACACUAUCAUGCACAGUCAUCUAUCCUAAUGUCCUACUGACUACAUCGCCGUUUAUUUACUGGAAAGUCAACCACACAUUUAUUAGAGACAGUUCUAAGGAUUACAAAAUGAGAGAUGGCAUUCCGCGCAAUCAUCCCAGUUUGUCUAACACAAAAAGAAAACUCCUCAAGCUUGAAAUCUUUAACGUCAGCAUGCAGGACUUGGGUUGUUAUUAUUCCUGUGGCGUGACAUUCAAUAAAGAUAUUUUGGUCGAGGGAGCAAAAAUCUGCGUGCUCCGGUUCCCCAAGGAAGAAGCAUCAGGUAUUUUAGAAAAGUAAUACGUGUCAACGAAGUUGGCUGGAAAUUGCUAAAUCCUAAAUGUGUUUUCAAACACCGAUUUUAAAAGGGUUAAAAAGUUUGGGGUCUAGUGUAAACACGGUAUAAUAAGUCGCCAAUGAAAAUAUGAUAAAGCCAGUAGUCCGCGAACCCGAGCCUUGUGCCUGCUACUCCACUAUAUGAUGUGCCUCGCCAUCCCAAACAUAACCAGGCUACUAGUGAAGUUGAAGUUGAAGUAGUGAUGGUAUCUACGCUUUACGAAAAGUUUUGGUAUUUGCAGGUGUACCGUUAGUGCUUUGAAAACUUGCUUACUUGUAAAGAUUGCCACUUAGUGAUUAUGAAUGUCAUAGAGUCGAAUAAAAUACAGUCAAACAUUACAAAAAUACUUAUUUUAGCAUAUGAAUACGUCACAGAGACAAUACAUAUCAGUAAAACACAAAUCAAAGCCAGAAAGGUACAUUGAGUGCAACCGUAUGAUGUACGGCCCAAUCAGGCGUGAUCUUUUUCUAACUAAAAUCCCCAAAAUGUACCCAUAUUCAGUUUGGUAAAUUCCAACUGAUCCAACGGCUAAAUUUUAUAUCUUCUUUUCCUUUUUCAGAUGUAACAAAUGAAGCAGCAACUAAUGAUGAAGGUGAACACCUUAUGUUGACUUUUAUUUGAAGGGACAAUGUCAGUUAGUGACUGUUGGUUCCCUUACGAGCAGGGCAGGAGGUUGGACCAUCAGUGCAAAAACGUGACGGGGGUUGGGUGGGGGCUCUCGUUUACGCUUUGCUCGAUGCUUGCUUCGUUCAUUUUAAUCUAGGUCUUGACGUACUUUUUAAUUAUGCUCAAUUUAAGGCAGAAAACGUAAUUCGAACGCAUGUGUUAGAGAUGAGAAGCAUAAAGGAGCAGGAAAAUUUAAAUAGUUUGUCAGAAAACAGUCGGUACCUCACGCAACGACAUCGUCAAAUCAGGCGAUGUUUUCGGUAGGACAUCGGCAAACUACGAAUUUUCUUUUGUUCUCUUUGGACUUGAAUGCGAUUCGCAAAAAAAUUGCCUCACUUUAUCAAUUUGAGUAAGAUGGAAUAAUUGCAAUGAAGUUUGAAAGAAAAGAAACUGUUGCGUACUGGUAAGGGCAUUUACCUCCCACCAAUUUAACCUGGGUUUGAAUCCUUUAAGCGGCGCCAUGUCUGAGUUGAAUUUGUUUGGCUCUCGCCCUUUAUUGGAGAGGUUUUUUUUUUCUAUUAUUUAAUUUCAAUUUUUUUUUACCAGGUUCGACCGAGUACUCCGGUUUCACCCCCCUCCCCCGUCCUUAAAAUGCUUCCAAAUUUUAAUUCGAUCCCGAUUGGGAGAGGAAGAAUCACAUUGUGGAUGUACUACAGCUCUACCAUUAAAUCAUUAUAUUUAUUUGUUUUAUCCCUCGCUUUUGGGCCCGGAAAACACUUCACUGUGAGCCACCUUUAAUUAUUGCAAAAUUUUAUGCAACUGUCUUUGCCUGCCGUAUACUUAAAUCCGACGCUUUCUCUUUCUGAGACGAUGGAUCUGGUUGGGAGAACUUGAUAGUUGUUCCUGUUUCCUAGCUGUCGGACGUUUACAUUUUGAUUGCAAAAGUGUAGUCACAAUAAAAUGUCUUAGAAAUUUAUUUGACUGUACAUUUCUAGGCAUGAAGGGAACUGCUAUCGCCCUCAUAGCAAGUGCCGUUUUCAUCGCCUUAGCUGUUGUUUGUGCAGUUAUUCUUGUGACGUCUGGUGUUGUUCCUUGCUGUCGAAGAACUACAUCUACUAAACUUACAGAGGACACAACUUUGUAAGUGCAAAGUGCUCCUUUGAAAGGUGUUGAUUCUUGCGGGAAAGAAUCAAGUUUAUAGCAGUAACUACAGGACCAAUGGAAUUUGUUUUCUACGAUUUGUUCACGUACAGAAGCAAAGAAUUUUACAAGUACACAUUAUAUAUAUUUUCAAGGAAGUCCAAAUCACGCUUUACCGGGACAAAUAAAAACCAUAUCGAAAGAAGCUUUCUUCACAUGCUUAAGUAAGGGAGGCUGGAAUAGCUAGCCGGCCUUCUUCUGUCCUAUUCUGACAGUGUAGUAGUCAAGCUCAUUCAAAACAAAUCUGAGUAACCAGUCUGAUAAACAUUAGAGAGCUUUAGAUUUGAGGAAGAGUAAGAGUACAAGAUUUAACUGAACGUUUUUGCAGGUCUUCUCAGAAAAAAGACUCCCCAGAAAGCUUCAUUUUACCUUUUUUCACCAAAAAAGUUAGUACUAAACGGUCCCGACAGAAAUUUAUACUGAAGGAGGUUAAGCCACUACGACAUUCCCGAUUCAACAAAAGACGUUUUAUCAUAAAAACUUCGUUACAUUUGAUAAACGUCUGAGACGUCUAAUUCGUUUUGUUCCCGCCACUGACGACAUUCUCGCUAAAACUCGUAAAACGGAGAAUGACGAUUCUCGCUAAAACUUCAUUGUAGUUUUCCCCCCCAAAAUAACGCUGGUUCACCUGUGAGCUAUGCUCAGUGUUGAGAAAAUCUCGCUACUCAUAUAAAAAAAUCCGGAAAUUUCGGUGGGAACAAAAAUGGACUUCCUGAUAGGUAAAAAGUUGUUACAUUUGAUCGUAAACCCCGGUACGGCACCGAGCCCGUUACCCGACAGGACACCAAGAUGGCUGUCUAGUUGGUAACAAUUUGAACUGGUAUAAAGUACGAGAAACGUGUAAAGGGAACACGAAAUUCCGUUCGGAACGUUCCAACUGGGAAAACGGGCCUACCUUUUUAGACUUUCCACUUUUUCCGGGAAUCGGUUUCCAGUGGAACGAACCGACGAAACGUUUUCCAUUUUUUGCCGAACCGAAAUUUCCGGAAAUUUUGACUAAAUGGAAAGCGCCCGUAGUCGUCCUCGUCUCAGAAUCUAUAGCUCUCUAUUGUCUUUUCGGCUACGUCCAGUUUUUGAAAACGCGUACUUUUUACACGAAUCGGCUUUCUUCCUCCUCGUGUGAAUCCGCACACCAAAGCCACAUUGUUUUGAAACCGCUCUCCAGAGCUGUUUAAGGCCGUGCCUACGCGA